Molecule: messenger RNA, 933 nt
Organism: Salvelinus fontinalis (brook trout)
Lineage: Eukaryota; Metazoa; Chordata; Actinopteri; Salmoniformes; Salmonidae
Product: olfactory receptor 52K2-like
Exons: 1
Coding region: 1-933 (310 amino acids)
Biological process (GO): G protein-coupled receptor signaling pathway
Cellular component (GO): membrane
Molecular function (GO): olfactory receptor activity; G protein-coupled receptor activity
Source: RefSeq, a predicted model, not a curated record
AUGAACCAGACUGUCUUACAUAGCACUGUAUUCUUCACUGCGUAUGGACCUCCAGGCCCACUCAACUACGCAGCUUUAUUCUUAACAUUUUUGCUUUUCUUCAUUACAAUAUUUACCAACAUCAGUCUCAUGCUUGUCAUCUACUUAGAAUCACACUUACACAAGCCCAUGUACAUAUUUCUGUUCAACUUGGCGGUGAAUGGACUGAUUGGGUGUUUAUCCGUCUGUCCGAAGAUCAUCGACAAUCUUGUUAAUGACAUAAAGGACAUCUCUCACAAAGGUUGUUUAUUGCAGGUGUUUUUCAGCAGUGUAUAUGCAUUGUGUGCUUACGUUAUUCUAGCAGUGAUGGCAUAUGACAGGUAUGUCUCAAUUUGUAAGCCAUUGAAAUAUCAUAGCAUUAUGACUCCUUCUAAAGUGAAGAUGUUGGUAGCCUUGGUAUAUUUUAUUCCCAUAACUAUGCUUGCUUUUCAAAUAUUUAUCACUUCUAGGCUCCCUGUGUGCAGCUACAACAUCAAUAAGCUUUUUUGUGAUAACUUAGCAGUUGUUAAACUCUCCUGUGUUGAAAGUGCACUGAGUAACCUGUAUGGUAUAUGUAUAAUAGCAAGUCUAGUGGUUUUACCUUUUGUGUUAGUUGUGCUUUCAUACAUCAAAAUAUUACUUGUUUGCUUGAAAGUCUCAAAGGAGUCACGAAAUAAGGCUUUUAAUACGUGUGCUCCCCACUUGAUCACAUUCAUCAACUUCUCUACAGCCAUCCUUUUUUCUGUUGUUUACAACAGGCACAGUACAGUCAGCAAGGAGGUUAAUGUAUUAAUAUCAGUACAGUUCAUUCUUUUCCCACCACUGAUAAACCCUAUCAUAUAUGGUAUUAGGACCAAGGAGAUCAGAACAUGUAUUACAAAAAUUAUAAGAACAAGAAUCUUUCCUAACUCUUGA